Molecule: messenger RNA, 1938 nt
Organism: Tigriopus californicus
Lineage: Eukaryota; Metazoa; Arthropoda; Copepoda; Harpacticoida; Harpacticidae
Gene: sax
Product: activin receptor type-1-like
Exons: 6
Coding region: 103-1902 (599 amino acids)
Biological process (GO): dorsal/ventral pattern formation; cellular response to growth factor stimulus; protein phosphorylation
Cellular component (GO): BMP receptor complex; plasma membrane
Molecular function (GO): transforming growth factor beta receptor activity, type I; SMAD binding; ATP binding
Source: RefSeq, a predicted model, not a curated record
UUCUGAAGCCUUUCCAAUCAAAACAAGCUCCCUUACUGAUGUGAGAAAAUGUCCCCGUGCCAAUGGAGAGUGAGCUCAAUCACGGCCUGAUCCCGUCUCCUCAUGUCCAAUAUGUGCCUGAAAUUCCGCCUGGGUCUGAGUCUCAUCAUCCUGAUUGGAUUUUCAUCAGUUUGGUGUCGGUCUGAUGGGCUAAAUCCUCAACCUCAUUCCCUGGCCAAGCUGAGCAAUCAGUUUCUCUUGGAAGGCGACGAAGCGGACCGCCAAGCCGAAGCCGAACGGGAUCGGCUCCACGACCUCAAGUACAAAGGCCGGGGGAAAUUAACUUGUCAAUCCUGCCAAUCACCUCACUGCGAAGAUGACACGCCCUUUGGCACCUGCUCGAAUGCUCUCCGAUGUUUCACGUCCAACGUCCGCGAUAGCAAUGGGCAAAUUCAUCGCUCAAGGGGGUGCACUCGAGACUUGGCGGAUACGGCCUUUCAUUGCAGUGUGGCCGCUUACGACGGUCGAAAGGUCCACGAGAAGACCUCAAACUCAGCCCAGUACGCGGUGACGUGCUGUAAAGUGGAUCUUUGCAAUAACGGGACCGAUUGGCCCCGCUUACCUCCAGUGCCGAUUUUGGAAACCGACCUGGUACAGGUCUCUGAGGAUGACGGCCAUUUGAAUCGGAUCGUGGUGAUUUUGUUGGUCAUUUUUGUUCCUUUCCUGAUCUUUGGCGCUCUCGCCUGGCUGGCUUUUUGUGAGAUUCGUCGGCGACACCGCAAACGAAUGGCUGAGCUCAAUCAGAUGGACAUGUACGGUGGCACUCAUGAGGGCGAUGAAUUGGUAGCUUUAAGAGCGCGCCCCGUGGGCGAUUCCACUUUACGAGAGUUCCGCGAUGGUGACGGGUCCUUGACGUCCGGAUCGGGAUCGGGGCUACCUUUCCUGGUCCAACGAACCCUGGCUAAGCAGAUUCAGUUGGGUGGAUGCAUCGGAAAAGGCCGUUACGGAGAGGUUUGGCAAGGAACGUGGAAUGGAGACUCGGUGGCUGUCAAGAUAUUCUUUUCCCGACAUGAGAGCUCUUGGAAACGAGAGACCGACAUCUACUCGACCAUUCUGCUUCGCCACGAGAAUAUCCUCGGGUACAUUGGGUCGGAUUUCACCUCCCAUAACUCGUGUACUCAGAUAUGGCUAGUGACCCAUUUUCAUCCUCACGGGUCCUUGUACGACUAUUUGAAUAAACCCGUGGUAUUGGGGCCGCGAGAGGCUCAUAAAAUGAUCUUGAGCGCCCUCAAUGGAAUCGUUCAUCUUCACACUGAGAUCCACGGCACUCAAGGCAAACCGGGGAUCGCCCAUCGGGACAUCAAAUCCAAGAAUAUCCUCGUCAAAUACGACGGAUCCUGCAUGAUUGCGGAUUUCGGCCUGGCUGUUACCCACAAAGAAGCGACGGAUGAGCUCAACAUCCCGGAGAACUCAAGGGUGGGUACGAAACGGUACAUGAGCCCGGAAAUUCUCGAUCUGAGCAUCAAUGAGAAGAAGACUUUCGAAGCGUUCCGUCAAUCUGACGUAUACUCAUUCGCCCUCGUAAUCUGGGAAGUUCUUCGCCGAACGGACUUGAAUCUCUCCGAGGCCGAUUCAUACGCACUUCCCUACCAUCAAGAUGUCGGACCAGACCCCAGUUUUGAUGAGAUGAGGAAGGUUGUGUGCCUCGAUCAGCGUCGACCACUAGUGAAUGAGCGGUGGUCUUCAGAUCCGAUCACCCAUGGGAUAGCCCGUAUGAUGCAAGAGUGCUGGUAUGAAGACCCAAAUGCUCGACCUUCUUCCCUUCGGUUGAAAAAAUCUAUUGCUGCGUUACUCAAACCGUUGAACGCACCCUCCAAUGAGCAACCCUCGCCUUUCAAGGCUUUUACGCCGUCAAUAAGUUGAUCACAUGUUGAAGUAGAGACGCAUCGCUAAAUCUUC